Molecule: messenger RNA, 214 nt
Organism: Mirounga angustirostris (Northern elephant seal)
Lineage: Eukaryota; Metazoa; Chordata; Mammalia; Carnivora; Phocidae
Product: cytochrome c oxidase subunit 7C, mitochondrial-like
Exons: 1
Coding region: 35-214 (59 amino acids)
Biological process (GO): mitochondrial electron transport, cytochrome c to oxygen
Source: RefSeq, a predicted model, not a curated record
UCUUAGUGCCUUUCACAGAUCUUCCACCAGCACCAUGUUGGGACAGAGCAUCCAGAGGUUCACACACAGGAGACACUAUGAGGAGGGCCUAGGGAAGAAUUUGCCAUUUUCAGUGAAAAACAAGUGGCAGCUACUCAUUAUGAUGACUGUGUACUUUGGAUCUGGAUUUGCUGCAUCCUUUUUUAUAGUAAAACACCAACUACUUAAGAAAUAA